AAAUGGCAAUAGCUGCAGCCUUUUUUUUUUAUUUAAUUAAAUUUCGUAAUUUUCCUCGCUUUUCUUGUAUUUCCUUCUGUAUUUCACGAAUCUUCUGAAGCUUUUUUCUCUGGAUUUAAGUUGCGUCAGAAAUGUCAUCUACAGUAGUAAACAAUAAUAAUGAUCCUCGCAGGCCUGAAAGAAUCCAAAGAUAUAAACUGCCAUCACUGAAUGCAACUGGUAGUCCUGGAGAUGAUCCUAUUCCUGACUACAUGAAUGUCCUCAGCAUGUUUUGCAGUAUGUUUGGGCUCAUGAUGAAGAUGAAAUGGUGUGCUUGGAUUGCUCUUUAUUGUUCAAGCAUUAGUUUUGCUAACUCUCGGGUGAAUGAUGAUACUAAACAAAUUUUGAGUAGUUUCAUGCUGUCCAUAUCAGCAGUAGUAAUGUCAUACUUGCAGAAUCCUCAGCCAAUGACGUUACCUGGAACAUCAUAACACAGGACCUCAAAUGCAAACACCUUAUUCUUAAUUUUCAUAAUGUUUAUUUAAUUCAAGGAAUGAAAUAUUGUCAAAUGUCUCAUUACUAUAAAACUGAUAAAAGGAAUAAUUAUUUCUCUGACAUUGUAUGUUAUUAAAUAAAAUGCAACAUUUUGUAAAAUCAUGAUUUCAAGAUGUCUUUGUUGAAAAAAAAAAUGUGAUACUCUAAAUUUUAAUAAAAGUUAUUGAUUUGUUUUCUUUGA
Molecule: messenger RNA, 715 nt
Organism: Uloborus diversus
Lineage: Eukaryota; Metazoa; Arthropoda; Arachnida; Araneae; Uloboridae
Product: PAT complex subunit Asterix-like
Exons: 4
Coding region: 132-470 (112 amino acids)
Biological process (GO): protein insertion into ER membrane
Cellular component (GO): endoplasmic reticulum membrane
Molecular function (GO): protein folding chaperone
Source: RefSeq, a predicted model, not a curated record